Marchantia polymorpha subsp. ruderalis is the source of this 849-nucleotide messenger RNA. The record is from the annotation of a GenBank genome assembly. Lineage: Eukaryota; Viridiplantae; Streptophyta; Marchantiopsida; Marchantiales; Marchantiaceae.
CGCCCUGCCCGCGCCCCUUAACGGGGCCCACCGCCUUCUCCCUCUCCCUCUCUACCUCCCUCCCUCCCUUCGUUCGGCGUUGAAGAGAAUACGAGCGAACCCACUCCUUUGAUCUGACCACUCUUUAUGAUUUCGAGAAUCCCAGUUUUCCAAUUUCUUCUCUUCCCAGCAUCCAAGUCGUCGAUGCUGCUUCGGCUCGAGGUGGUACGACUUGGAAAAUACAGGGGUUGACGUUGAAUUGCUAAUUUCUUUUUCACGAGGUCAACACGGACAAGUUUUUAAUUGUGGUUACAAAUGUUUCGAGGAUUCAAGGUGGUUAAUGCUCGAGAAGUACAUUAUUUAGGAUUACCGCCCAAAGUUCCGAACACCGAAAGCGGAGGCAUCCGGUCGAUGAUUGGUGUAGGUUGCCAGAGUCCAGAUCACGCAGGACAGCUUCGGUUCCGGAAGGGCAUCGUCGGAUUGCAUCGGACCAACGUCGAUCGUUUCUGUUCUAGAGCUUGCGAAGUGCGCCAAGACUUGACCUCAAGGCCAGCGAAACGUACGACAAAGUUGUUCAGAGAUUCGGAAACUGCAAACAUAUUUGUAGGCCAUUCCUGCCCUUUCUGCAAGCAGAUCGAAUACCUCGAAGUUCAACUUUCUACCAGCUCUCAAAUCGAAGCCGCUUUUCACCCUUGGGAUUGAAGCACCUUUCCAAUUCAGGGAUCCACGACGCUCCUUCACAUUUCAGUUAAAUAUGUUUCUAAGUCGUAGACAUGUCUUUGACACCUUGUGUCGAAGACUUUGCCUAAGUUUAGGUCCAAAAAUUUUUCCUUGGCCAACUGGCAUAUAGGUCAAAUUGAAGGUAUGGUC